Messenger RNA from Hyla sarda, 1541 nucleotides. RefSeq lists its product as uncharacterized. The record is from RefSeq and is a predicted model, not a curated record. NCBI's taxonomy places the organism in Eukaryota, Metazoa, Chordata, Amphibia, Anura, Hylidae. The transcript has 13 exons. The coding region runs from base 241 to 1065 and encodes 274 amino acids.
CUCUGAUCGGUGUGUGUUUCUUUCGCUUGCUGUUUAUUGGCUAGUUUUGUUUCGUCUGGUGACAACAUCUGAUCCAGCAGCGCUUUUUGCGCCACUGCGCAACUUGCGCAGCUUUUCUUCGCUUGCUGUUUAUUGGCUAGUGAUAUUCCUUCUGGUGACAACAUCUGGACCAGCGGCGCGUUUUGCGCAACAGUGCGACUUGCACGACUACUUGAUUAUUGUGACUGUCUCAAAGUCACAAUGGAUAAUUGGAGAAGAGGAGACUCCCCCGAUGAGGAGAAUAUGAGGAGACAACCACCACCUCCACCUUCUUCACCUACUGAUGAAAUGAUGGAGAAUAACGCUGAGGUUACGGCACAUCUACCUGGGCAGUGCCUUGAGGACAGCGUACAGGUUCUCCCAAGAGUUACCUGUCAGCUCGCCCAGUUUACCAUCUCUGAGACUGAUAGCACAUCAUCAGAUGAGGAUACAAGUUCGGAUGAAUCCAGUCCCAUCAGCCCCAUCCGUCCUAACAGUCCUAUUAGCUCCAUCGGCAGCAUCAGCCUUCAGCAGGUCCCAGCACCCCAGUGUCCUCAGCACAUCUUUCUUCAUUGUCCUGGCUCCCUGACUGAUAGUUCUUCAUCAGAUGAGGAAACAACAAGUUCGGAUGAAUACAGUCCCAUCAGCCCCAUCCGUCCUAACAGUCCCAUCUGUCCUAUCGGCUCGAUCAGCAGCAUCAGUGAUCAGCCACAACCAAGGUACUCCGUAAGAUACCCAGGACAAGUCAUCCCGGAGGAUUGGUUCAUUGGUCCCAUGCCUGAGUUGGCCUCAAUGCCGGAGUAUAGGGCCAUGUGUGAGUGGUACAGCUCAGACCGCGAGGCACAUAGAGAUAAUCUGGUGGUCACACGCAGUCAUGUCGGCAGACCAUCUGAAGCAACAUCAGCAGAGGAAUUAAUAAGUAUAAACAUUACAUGUGCCUUCAACUGCACCAUAACAUCGAGGCCAUUCAUGAGAUUAUAUAGAAACCUUAGAUCGAGACUUAUGAAGGCGGCCCAAAGAUUACGGAGGGCCCUGCAACAGCACUGACAAAAAAAAAAAAAAAGAGAGUCCAAGAAACAUCUAUGAACAUCUCCCUCCUGCCAGGGGGACUCUCUGAAGCGAUAGAGUACUGAGGGCCAGUAGAAGCCGGACAUGCCCUGUGAAGCCUGUGUACUCCGCUAUGUCCAUAAUAAAAGGAUUGAGACCUAUUGAAAAGUGCCGUUCUGCUUUAUUUCUAUACCUUUGUAUCACUUUGGGGAUGUUUAUUGAUUUGGGAACAGAGCAUCAUGUCCACAAUCUAGGCUAUCCUGUAGAUGGUGAACCACAUGGACUGUCGUUACUGAAGGACUACAAGCAUAACGAUUCAUGAAACCAGUGGAUAAACAGCUAAAGCUGAGAGCAAGAUUGUGGCCUUGGUCAUAAACGUACCUGUCCUCGCUAUUGCGCUGCACCUGUUCCCUGAGGAGCACUGCUGGGACUUGUCCUCAUUACACUCUCCUCAUUUAUGGACUUAACAUUUUUGG